AUGGGGUAAUCAUCUAAAUGCUCUAUCUUCUGUGAUAACCAGAGUUUCUCAACUUGUUUAGAUGGGAAUAAUCAAUCUGAGGACUGGUGUGAUGAGAAUUGCCAAGUAAAAAAAGGUUAUACUUGCUUGUCGCUAGACAAUAAAGAAAUGCACUGUCAAAAGAAAUAAAAAUCUGAGUAAAAUCCAGCUUUGAAUCCUGUUUGUGGUAAUGGCAUGUUAGAAAUGUUUGAAGAGUGCGAUGAUUUUAACAGCUUUUCGACUGAUGGUUGCGAUAGUUCUUGUAGAAUUGAGCUGGGCUUUACGGCAAUAAUCGAGCCAAACAUUUAAUAAAUAUUUUAGAAAUAAUGCGAAUUAAGGGAAGGAAUUUGUUUGGACUAAAAUAAAAUUGACGAUGAUGGUUGUGAUAGCAGUUGCUUGACUGAGUAAAAUAAGUACUGCAUUUAUGAAAAAAUAAAGGGUGAUUUCAAAUGUUAUAAUCGAGAAGUAUAGAUAUUUUUAUUAUAAUAUGAUUUAUUUUAGUCAAAGUUUUAAGAAUCAGUUGACAAUAUUUAAAACACUGGCUCAGAAUAUAAUGAUGGUGGAGAUGAGAUUUAAUGUAGAGGAAUGAAAUUAUAUCCUGAUGGAUCUUGCCCACCCUGCCAAUAGGUGAGAAAAGCUUUUACUGACUAUAAUAAUGAAGAGUAAACUUAAACAGGAAUGAGAGACCUUUAGCUCAAAGCAACAAAUGAUCUAUUAAUAAUAAUGACUCCCUCCUUGCCUAACCACUGUUCCUUUCCAGGCAUUUCUCCUAAGUUGAAUACAAUUCACUUUUAAGUUUAAUAAAAGAAUAGAAACUCCCUUACAGGAAUGCUUUUAGAUUCUGAAUACAAAUAAAUCUCUACAUUCGACGGGGAUGAUCAAAACAGUGUAAAUAAUGCACUUUGUGAUGGUUCAUGGACUUAGGCAGGAUUUUUAUAAUAAAUCAAUCCAGAUUAUGUUGAAUAUUCAGGAUAUUUUGAAAGUAUUGUUGGAAUUGCUCUUAAUGGAGUUCCUAUUCAUACUGGAAAUUCUGAAUACGGCUCUGAUGUAUUCUAUCCUAAGUAAUUCGGAAAAAAAAUUUAUUCUAACAAAAAAAUUAAGCUUGACUCUUGUCUUGGAAGUGCUGAGUAUUCUGGAUAUUAUCACUAUUAUGGUUGGUCUCCUUGCAUACUACCAUCUGGGCCUAUUAAGUGCAUAGAUGGACAGAUAUGCGAUAAUAUACCAAAAUGUAAAGAAGAUAAGUUAGCAUAUGCAUUAUCCUUCAUGUAAAUUCACGAAAAGACUAUAAUGGUAAUUGGAAUAGCAAGAGAUGGCCAUUCAAUUUUAGGGCCCUACAAAAGAGAUGGAACUUUAUGGUAGCCCUGUGAUAUUGAUCUCUGUAAUGGAGUUGAAAUAGCAGGAAUUUAUUAUUAUGUAACUACAAUGUUCCAUCCUUACACAGUUGGAUGUUGGGGACCUGGACCUAAUAAAACUGUAUCUUAAGAAUGUUCAAAUAAUGUGAAGAUGUGUUCAAGUGGUUCAUUAUUAAAAUCAUGGAUGGAAAUGAUUUUACUUGCUUCCAUUUUAGUUUACACCAUAUUAAACUGA
Messenger RNA from Stylonychia lemnae, 1605 nucleotides. The record is from the annotation of a GenBank genome assembly. NCBI's taxonomy places the organism in Eukaryota, Ciliophora, Spirotrichea, Sporadotrichida, Oxytrichidae.